This is a messenger RNA of Zingiber officinale, 3639 nucleotides long. Its product is annotated as probable LRR receptor-like serine/threonine-protein kinase At2g16250. Bases 551 to 3220 code for a protein of 889 amino acids. Gene Ontology annotation, molecular function: protein kinase activity; protein binding; ATP binding. The record is from RefSeq and is a predicted model, not a curated record. The transcript has 4 exons. NCBI's taxonomy places the organism in Eukaryota, Viridiplantae, Streptophyta, Magnoliopsida, Zingiberales, Zingiberaceae. Gene Ontology annotation, cellular component: plasma membrane. Gene Ontology annotation, biological process: protein phosphorylation.
GCCUUUUUCCCUCUUGGUUUACCAUCGAGGUCAACUCUUCCCAAUCCCAGACCCAGCUCCGCCGCCUCCCUCCUCCUCUGGCGGCCGACGGCACCGGCGACACCGCCACAACACCGGAGCGACUAAAUCCGCUUCCUUUCAACCCAAAAAAUCCCUCCUUUUUUAUUCCGCGCUUUAAUGUUCCGUUGCUCGCCAAGUCCGCUAUUAUGAUCGCCAUUAUUAAGGAGGGAGAAGCGAGUGGCUGUGUGAGAGAGAAGAGGGCAGUUGGCAUCGGCUUUUGAGCAUUUAUUUGCAACCUCUUUACUCGCUCCGAAGGAGUAGCUGAAAGAAUCGCUGCUGCGGCGCUGUGCAACUUUUUCGUUUACUUCUCUUGUUCUUCUUGUUCUUACUCCUUGCGCCUUCCCUUUUUCUCGAUCCCUCUUUCUUUUUCGUCCUUUACUGUGAUUUUUCCCUGAUUAGUCGCUGUAAAAGAGGAGAAGCUGAAGGGAAGGGAUAAAGGAUGCUGCUUGCGGAGCGGAGGCGGCAGCCACGGCCGUGAUCGGAGGCUGAUAUGCCUUUUUUCGGAUCAACUCCUGAUGGAAAUACCCUAGUCAUGCGCGUCAUCCUGAUCAUCGUGCUGUGGUGUGCCGCGGCGGCGACGGCGGCGACGGCGCAGAACCUGAGUUCGGCGUCCGAUCUGGCAGGGCUCUACGACCUCCGCGGCUCGCUUGGUCUUCGUGCGCGAGAUUGGCCGCGCUUAGAGGACCCAUGCACCUUCUGGGUCGGCGUCACCUGCAGCGCCGCCGGGCGGGUCGUCGGGAUCGACCUCUCCGGCCUCCGCCGCACGCGGCUUGGGCGGCUUAAUCCGCAAUUCGCAGUGGACGGGCUGAGGAACCUCAGCAGCCUCCAAUCUUUCAACGCCGCCGGGUUCGCCCUUCCCGGCCCCAUCCCCGACUGGUUCGGCCGCGACCUUGCCCCAACCUUCGCGGUGCUCGUCCUCCGUCACGCGUCUGUCCAAGGUCCCAUCCCUUAUGCCCUAGGAGACGCUUCAGGGAUCACCGUGCUCGACCUCGUCGGCAACAACAUCACUGGGAACAUCCCGCCCACUCUAGGUCAACUCAGCAACCUCACGCUCCUCGACCUCUCCUCGAACUCACUCUCCGACGCGGUGCCGGUUUCUCUAGGCAUGCUCAGGAACUUGAACAUCCUCACUUUAGCGGACAAUAGCCUCAUUGGAUUCAUUCCCCCACAGCUCGGCGAUCUCACUUCGCUCACUGUUCUUGACCUGAGCUCUAACUCUCUCACCGGAUCGCUCCCUGAUGACUUCAGGAACUUGAGGAGCCUUCAAAAUCUGACCUUGAGCCACAACUUGCUCUCAGGUCCUCUCCCUGACAGUCUCUUCACUGGUCUCACCCAGCUUCAGUCUGUCAAGCUAAGCCACAACAAUUUCUCCGGGCCAUUGCCGGACUCAGUCUGGUCUCUUUCAGAGCUAUCAACCUUCGACGUCUCUCACAACAACUUCACCGGAGUGCUCCCAGACAUUAUCCCAGGCGCUGUGAACAGCAAUGUCAAUGGCGUGCUCUUUGAUCUCUCAAACAAUCUUUACUACGGUCAAUUAUCUACCCGCUUUGUGAGCAUUUUCAACCAAUUUCGAAUUGUGGAUUUAUCUGCUAAUUACCUAGAAGGUGCAUUGUCAUUUGUAAACAUAAGCAGCGAUGCCUCUUUGAGAUCGAAUUGCUUUCAAAAUUCUACAGACCAAAGAAGUACAGAGGUCUGUGUACAGUUCUACACAGACAGAGGGCUGUCUUACAUUGGCGAUGUGGCCCCAAGUCCUGCACCUUCAGCAACUCAAAGGAGGAGGAGGAGGAGGAAUCAGAAUUUAAUCUAUAUUUUGAUAGGGGCUAUAGGUGGUUCUUUGGUGCUUAUAACAAUGGUUCUUUUGCUGAGAUGUUGUUGCAAGCAAUCUGGUCGCCAGAAAGCUGAACAGCAGCGAAAAAGAGAAAUCACAACAGCCGCUUCUGGUGGUGGUGGUGGAAUCCUGCCUCCUACUGUUCAAGUCAAUUUAUCAGCUGUAGGAGAGCCCUUCACUUACAAGCAGUUGGUUCAAGCUACUUCAGACUUCAGUGAGGAAAACCUUAUCAGGCCUGGACACUCAGGGGAUAUAUUUUGCGGUGUUCUGGAAAGAGGGAUUCCUAUUGUUGUGAAGAGGAUGGAUCUGCAAAAGCUCAAGAGGGAUGCUCCAUCUGGAGAGUUGGAUUUGUUCUCAAAGGGCUUGCAUGAACGUUUGGUGCCAUUUCUAGGCCACUGUUUGGAGAAGGAGAACGAGAAGUUCCUUAUCUAUAAGUUUGUGCCGAACGGUGACCUCUCAUCUGCGUUGCAGAGGAAACCUGAGCUUGAAGAAGGGCGGCAGUCAUUGGAUUGGUUAAAGAGAUUGAAGAUUGCAACAGGCAUCGCCGAGGCUCUGAAUUAUCUUCACAACGAAUUUUCGCCCCCGCUUGUUCAUAGAGACAUCCAAGCAAGCAGUGUCCUUCUCGACGAUAAAUUUGAAGUAAGGCUUGGAAGUUUGAGUGAGAUAUGUGCUCAGGAAGGCGAUGCCCACCAAAAUGUGUUCACUAGGCUAUUGAGAAUAUCACAGACGUCGGAACAUGGAGUUUCUGGGCCGCCUGUAACAUGCGCAUACGAUGUGCACUGUUUGGGGAAGGUAUUGCUCGAGCUGGUCACCGGCAAGCUUGGGAUCAGCGGCUCGACGGACGCAGCAGCCAACGACUGGCUCGACCACACGCUGCAAUACAUCAGUGUGUACGAGAAGGACCUCGUGACGAGAAUUGUCGACCCGUUCCUAGUCGUGGAUGAGGAUCACUUGGAGGAGGUUUGGGCCAUGGCGAUCGUGGCGAAGUCUUGCCUGAACCCAAAGCCGAACAAGCGGCCGCCGGUGCGGUACAUCCUCAGGGCGCUGGAGAACCCCCUGAAGGUAGUAAGGGAGGACAACCAUGCCGGGUCGGCCAGGCUGAGGGCCACUUCGUCGAGGGGAUCGUGGACCGCCGCGUUUAUGGGGAGCUGGCGACGCAGUUCGUCGGAGAUCGUGUCUGUCCCGGGGCAGCUCAGGGAGGAUCAAACGCUGAAGCGCUCGGGCACUUGCAGGUCCCAAGGAAGCGGAGGGGAGCAGUCGUUCUCGCGCAAGAGACCUUCCAGGGAGAUCUUCCCGGAGCCGUCGUCAGGUAUACGCGACAUGGAGGAUUGAAAGAACUUAACAAAAAAAAAAAAAAAAAGGGAUUUUUUUUCUUUUACUUCUCUGAUUCGAGUAAAUAACAUAUGGCGGCUUCUGAUUCGAGUUCUUGGCUAUUGGCACCCAAUUAAAAUAAGCAAAAACCUCGGUUUGGAUUGUUUCUUGUUGGGUCGAUCUUUACUCUUGCUUGUGCAUUAGUCACACGCAUUCGUGUUGGGAGAGCUAGUUCCUGAUUCUCGAGGCGGAUCUUUAGCUAUGUGCAGCUGAUGUGGAAUUAGAGUGAUAGAGCUUCUGAUUCUUUUUUUUUGUUUUUUUGUUUCAGUUUGCUUUUGUUUUGUUUUUUUUUUACCGUGUAAAACGAGAUACAAUUCUUUGAGCUUGUAAUUUAUCUUGUAUAUUGGAUUGAGUCUCAGUAUCAUGUUUGAGAUGGAGAU